Messenger RNA from Anopheles bellator, 2415 nucleotides. RefSeq lists its product as uncharacterized. Lineage: Eukaryota; Metazoa; Arthropoda; Insecta; Diptera; Culicidae. The record is from RefSeq and is a predicted model, not a curated record. The transcript is spliced from 2 exons. Bases 1 to 2415 code for a protein of 804 amino acids.
AUGCCGGACUCUUCGCGCACGUUGGGUGAUAUCGAGGAUAUCGAUGGUGCGGAGCUGAAGGAGCAGCUCAAGCACUGGGUCGAACAGGAGGGCAUCGAAGCGAACAUUCAGCUGCAAAUGAAGAAGAAUUUAAUCGACAAAAUGAGCCGUACGUCGCUGGGUCGUAAAAUAGCGCUGAAACUGCAGACUCAGCAGGGCAUCGUGCUUUCGCCACUGGUCCUGGUGCUCAACACGUUGGUGGCUGAAUUUUUGUACACUCAAAACUGCCACUUUUCGCUGUCGAUCUUCACGAACGAGGUCCCGUUCAAGAACACGCUGCCCGAUUUUACCCGGUCGCCCCGAUUCCGGCUCGACCAAGCGGAACUGGGCGAGAUAUUCGAAGCCCUCGGUAUCGACCACUAUGGCGGACUGGUGGAAAAGUACGAGCGAAUGGGCACAACCCAGGGAAGCCACUCGCUCCUGUACAUCGUGUUCAAAUCGAUUCUGUGCUCCGUGAAGUCGCAGGAAGCGAAACUACGUCGGCUACAGCGCACAACACGCCAGCAAACGAAUGCCCGGGCGCUGCUGAAACAGCUGGAGGUAGAAAAACUGCACCGGAACGUGGCGAAGCUGUUGCAUCGUGUGAAAGCAGUCGGAAAGGGUAUCACACAGCUGGAGGAAAGCCACCGAGCAGGAGCCGCCACCGGAAACCCAUCGGCACCCGACCCAUUAAGCAAACCGGCCGAUGAGGAUGGCGUAUCACUUCGCGUGUGCUCGGAAAACGUUUCCCGUUUGGUGGAACGGUUGGAAUCGUGCACGAAGCUGUUCGAACAGCUGAUCGUUACGCUCAACGCCGGAGGCAAGCCUACCGACGACGGCGAGCUACGAGAAGACACCGGGGAGCAGAUCCCAGACUCCGGGCCGAAAAGUUACACGGAUUUUCUGCGUGAACUGAAAACGACCGAACAUGGUAAAAAGUACGUGGCGAAGCUGCAGAAGCAAAUUAUGAAAUUGCUCGACAAAGAGAGGGCAGUGUUGGAGGCAAAGUACACCAAAAAGGUGCACCGGCUGGAGCUGGAGCAUAAGGAGAAGCUGGAAAAAAUCUUCUCCGCCAAGCAGGGAGAACGGCAAGAGCCAUCACUUCCAGCAGAGGAUGACGGCCAAAGUCGCCAUUUCAUGCGAAAGAUUGAUGAAAAGCUCGAUCAACUGCACCAGCAGGAGCGAAACGUAGACAGUAAGUUGGCCAACCUGCGAAGUGACCUGCAGAAGCAAGAGCAACGGCAAAGCCGCUACUUUGAGUCACUGAAAGAGGCGAAAACUAAGGAAAGCAAAUUGAUGGUGCUGCAGAACGUGGAACGCGAACUGUUGGCCACGUUCGAGGACGAAACGAAUGACAUAAUCCAGAAUGCCAAAGCAACCAUCGAACAGCUCGAGAAGGAAAGCGACAAAAUCAACCACUCGUUCCAGCGGUACCUGCAAAAGCAGCGCGAGGACAAACGCAAGCUAGUCGAGGAGAAGGUCCUGAUUUGGACGCGAUAUAACGACGAAAAGUUAGAACUAAACCAACGGGAACUGCUCAACGGGAGCGCUGCAGAAGGCGGGCGGCAACCAAGCAGACCCGUUACCGCAUCCGGUUUGCCAGACGUCCCGAUGAACCUCCACGAGUCCACCGAUGCAACCGAUGGCUUCACGGUAGCCCACCGUUUUGACAAUCCAUUCCAAUCGUUCGAUCCUGUCCGAUACCUCAGACAGGCCCGUCCGAUCGAGCAUCAGUCGACGACGCUAGUCGACGUUGCUAUCGGUACAACGGCGGACACGGCACAGCAGACAUCGUCGCACACUGAGCAAUCUCAGCCCCACGAACGUCCCAUCCCGGCUGCACGCGGCAUCAACGAAGGCGUCAGACUUAGUGAAGCCCUGGCGAAGGAUACGCAAAAUUUGCGUCAAAGCAUUGAAGAAAACCUGCAAAAACUGGGCGACAUGAGCAAAACGUACACAAAGUCGGAGGCCUCCUCCGUGCGUAGCUUCAACACCAAGGAGCCGGGAGCUAUUCGGCAAGGGGCGCAUCAAGCAAUGCCUACCGUUGAGCCAUCCUCCAACAGAAGCCUGGACGAUUGUUCCAGCAUCGAGAACGGUCUAUCGGAGGGGGAAGUAAUUGUUUCGCACGAGCACGACGGCAACCGAUCGCCGGCACUGGAUACUACGCGCGACUUGCUGGAGUACACGGUUCGCGCUCAGGUGCUCAGUGAACGAGCGGAUGAUGUGGCCACUACCGAGCGAAAAUUACCGUUCGUGGGGGCCGCCACAAGCUUAAGUGAACUGUCCAUCAGCACCAUCAGUAAGCUGUCGUACGAGAAGAGCCAAAGUUUGGAUCGCGCAUUGGAUCGCAUAUCCACCGGGGCCCGCUCUCGCGCUUCGGAAAACAGUUGGACUUGA